UUCUGUCUGGAGGGAAGGGAGCUCGGGAACUACCGGACCCAGAGGGCCGCGCGCCGAGCGGAGCGGCUUUCAGGAGUUCCCCGCUAAGACUGGACCUCGAGCCGGGAUCCAGCAGCAGGGAGUGCUCGGUGCCCCCUCCCUAUGCCACCCCCGUGAUGCCCCUGUCCCGCUGGCUGAGAUCUGUGGGGGUCCUCUUGCUGCCAGCCCCCUGCUGGGCGCCCCGGGAGAGGUGGCUGGGUCCCCUUCAGCGGCCCUCCCUGGUGCACGGGUGCCCAGUCCUGGGGGCCUGGCACAGUGCCCGCUGCUGGUGCCAAGCGUGGACAGAGGAGCCUCGAGCACUUUACUCCUCCCUCAGAAUGAAUGGAGACCAGAAAUUGGACCCUUAUGCCCAAGCAAAGCAGGAUUUCAUCCAGCAUUUCUCCCAGAUUGUCAAGGUGCUGACCGAGGAUGGCGUGGGCCACCCGGAGACGGGAGACGCCAUUGCCCGGCUCAAGGAGGUCUUGGAGUACAAUGCGAUUGGAGGCAAGUACCAGCGGGGUUUGACUGUGCUGAUAGCAUUUCAGGAGCUGGUAGAGCCAAGGAAGCAGGAUGCUGAUAGUCUCCGGCGGGCCCUGACUGUGGGCUGGUGUGUGGAACUGCUGCAGGCUUUCUUGCUGGUGUCCGACGACAUCAUGGACUCGUCCCUCACCCGACGGGGGCAGAUCUGCUGGUAUCAGAAGCCAGGCAUAGGUUUGGAUGCCGUCAAUGAUGCUUUGCUUCUGGAAGCCUGCAUCUACCGCCUGCUGAAGCUCUGCUGUCGGGAGCAGCCCUAUUACCUGAGCCUGAUUGAGCUUUUCCUGCAGAGUUCCUAUCAGACCGAGAUCGGACAGACCCUGGACCUCAUCACAGCCCCCCAGGGCAAUGUGGAUCUUGGCAGAUUCACUGAAAAGAGGUACAAAUCUAUUGUCAAGUACAAGACCGCUUUCUACUCGUUCUAUCUUCCUGUGGCGGCUGCCAUGUACAUGGCGGGCAUCAGUGGGGAGAAGGAGCAUGCCAAUGCCAAGAAGAUCCUGCUGGAGAUGGGGGAGUUCUUUCAGAUUCAGGACGAUUACCUCGACCUCUUUGGGGACCCCAGUGUGACAGGCAAGAUUGGCACAGACAUCCAGGACAACAAAUGCAGCUGGCUGGUGGUUCAGUGUCUGCAGCGGGCCUCUCCGGAACAGCGUCAGCUCCUUCAGGUGCCCGGGAGGCCGCGGAUCGCCGAGCUCCCAGGAGCGGGCCAGAGCAAGGACGUCAGCCGGGAGAAUUACGGGCAGAAGGAGGCGGAGAAGGUGGCCCGCGUGAAGGCGCUGUACGAGGAGCUGGGCCUGCCCGCCGUGUUCACGCAGUAUGAGGAGGACAGCUACCGCCACCUGAUGGGCCUCAUCGAGCAGUGCGCCUCGCCCCUGCCCCCCGCCAUCUUCCUGGCGCUGGCGCACAAGAUCUACAAGAGGAAAAAGUGACCUGCAGACUGCGUGGGCGGGAGGGGGCCUCUCAAUAAAUUGUCGAAGCUG
This is a messenger RNA of Mirounga angustirostris (Northern elephant seal), 1532 nucleotides long. RefSeq names its product farnesyl diphosphate synthase (gene FDPS). NCBI's taxonomy places the organism in Eukaryota, Metazoa, Chordata, Mammalia, Carnivora, Phocidae. The coding region runs from base 156 to 1481 and encodes 441 amino acids. Gene Ontology annotation, cellular component: cytoplasm. Gene Ontology annotation, biological process: trans, trans-farnesyl diphosphate biosynthetic process. The record is from RefSeq and is a predicted model, not a curated record. The transcript is spliced from 11 exons. Gene Ontology annotation, molecular function: (2E,6E)-farnesyl diphosphate synthase activity; dimethylallyltranstransferase activity.